AUGUAUGCAAUUGGCAAAGAAGACCCAAUGAUUGAUCCCACAGAUGCUAUUCAGCCGGCACUCACAAUUCACAUGGAAAGGGGAGAUCCGGCAUCAGAUUUAGAAGAUAGUGAAGGAUAUGAGAUCACUAUUGAAGGUGAAGUGAAUCCUAUAGCAAAACGCAUGGCUUAUGUCUAUAAUCGUUUGGUGGACAUCAAACUCGAGGUCGAUGGAAUUGACCGAAUGUCAGAAGAAGUAGCUAUCAGUGAACAAUGCUACACCGAGCAAUUGAUAAUCCUUGAGAAAAUAGGGGGACAUUCCACACUUGCAGAAAUGAUAGAUACAGUAGUUACGCAGCUUUCCAAUGCAGUCAAGAUGGCUCUCACUGAGGUUGCAGGAUUGAAGGGAUGGGAUUUGAAGAACAUCGAUGGAGGGAAUGAAGGUACAUUAGUAAAAUUAGUUGUUGCAGCAGUUUCCAGUGUAUUGGAAAAAGACUCCCUGAUUGUUUCUGAUGACCUAAUUGGAAUCCAAUCUCAUGUAGAGAAAAUGAUGAAUUUAUUAAACAAUAAAUCAGAUGAUGUAAAGAUUGUGGGAGUAUGGGGGCUAGGUGGGAUUGGCAAGACAACCAUUGCCAAUGUUGUCUACAAUGAAAUCUCACGUCACUUUGAAGGAUGUAGUUUUCUUGAAAAUGUUCGAGAGACUUCACUUAUCGAUUUGCAAAAUCAACUUCUCUCUGAAAUACUGGAAGGAGUAAGAUUCAACAUCACUAAUAAAGGUAAAGGAAUUAACAUGAUCAAAGAAAGACUUCACAAGAAGAAAGUUCUUAUUAUUCUUGAUGAUGUGGAUAAAAAAUCUCAAUUAGAUGCAUUAGUUGGGAAGUGUGAUUGGUUUGGUUUGGGAAGUAGGAUUAUAAUCACAACAAGAAAUGAGCAGAUCUUACUUCAUCAUGAAGUGGAUGAGAUCUAUGAGCCCCCUCAAAUGGGUGCAAAACAAUCUCUUCAACUAUUUUCCAGGCGUGCCUUCAAAGGAGACCAAAUACCGGAGGACUAUCUAGAUCUCUCAAAAAACAUCGUUAAGGAGGUUGGAGGUCUUCCCUUAGCUCUUGAGGUUAUAGGUUUAUCUUUAUUUGGCAUGGAAAAAUCAUUUUGGCAAGAGACACUGGAGAGGCUGCAAAAUCAUAUUCUUGAUGGUGAAAUUUUUGAAAAGUUGAAAAUAAGUUUCGAUGGAUUGACGUAUUGUGAGCAACAAAUAUUUCUUGAUAUUGCAUGCUUUUUCAAUGGAAUAGAUAAAAAUAUUGCAUGUUUGAUAUGGAAACAACGUAAGUAUUACCCUGACAAAGGACUUAAGGUUCUCCGCCAAAAGUCUUUGGUGAAGAUUGGUGAAAAUGAUGAACUAAAGAUGCAUGAUCAGCUUAGAGAUCUUGGAAAGGAAAUCAUUCGUCAAGAAAACCUUAAGAUGCCCGGAAGGCGUAGUAGGUUGUGGUCACACGAGGAAGCCUUGUAUGUAUUGGAGAAACACUUGGGAACGGAUAAAGUUGAAGGGCUCUGCAUUGACUUCGGAGGUAGUUCAGGAAACCAACACUAUUUGAUGAGUGAAGGAUUUACUAAAAUGACUGAACUUAGGUUACUCCAAGUUGAUUAUGCACACUUUGCUCCAGACUUCAUGCCUUCUUUCUCAGAACUGAUAUGGCUUAGAUGGAAAGGAUGCCCUGCAGAAUUUACGUUAAUGGAAUUUCAUCCAGUGAACCUAGUUGUUCUUGAUCUGUCAUAUAGUCUCGUCACAAAUUAUUGGAUGGGUUGGAACCACAUUAAGGUGGCAAAAAAUCUAAAAGUUCUGAAUCUAACAGGGUGUCGACACCUAUUAAAGACUCCUAAACUAGCCAAUUGUCGCUUGGAGGUCUUGAUUCUUGAAAACUGUGAAAUAUUGGCUAAAAUUGAUGAAUCUUUCAAUUAUCUUGGCAGCCUAGUCAAAUUGAAUAUGAGGGGAUGCACGAAACUAAGGGAUCUCCCAUAUGGCAUCGGGGGGUUAAGUUCUAUCAAAAUCCUCAACUUACAUCAAUGCGAAGGACUUGACAAGUUACCUGAUUCCAUAGGUCUUUUGGAAAAGCUGGAGACUUUGGAUGCCAGCUUUUGUUAUAUAAAGGAUGGGGGAAUUCCGAAUGAAAUAGGCUUUCUACCCUCUUUGAAAAUCUUGAGACUCGGUGGAAACGAUUUUCAAAGCCUACCCAUGACACUUUCUAACCUUUCCUUGCUCCAAACACUUGAUUUACGGUUCUGCAACAAACUAAAGUCGCUCCCUGUGUUGGUGGGGUUGAGAAAUUUAGAGAGAUUGACUGUUGAUAAUUGUCAGAGCUUAACAGAGAUUGAAGGCCUCGAAGGGUUGGACUCCCUAGAGCUGUUGGAGAUGAUGAACUGUAGAUCAUUAAGAAAAAUUGGGAAAAUAUCCGGCUUGGGAAAACUGAAGGAAUUAAAACUCAAGGAUUACUCAAUGUUAUUUGAGAUUGAGAGCCUUGAGGGAUUGGAUUCCUUGGAGCUGUUGAUGAUGGAAAACUGUGAAUCACUAAGGAAAAUUGGGAAACUAUCCAGUUUGAGAAAAUUGAAGGAAUUAAGUCUCUGGAGCUGCAAGAAUUUACUUGAGAUUGAGGCCCUUGUGGGAUUGGAUUCCUUGAACAGGUGCACAAAUCUGACGAAGAUUCAAGGCCUCGAUCGAUUGGAAUCCUUGGAGAUAUUGGAUUUGAGUUGGUGCUCGUCUAUGGAAAGAUUACCAGAUCUCUCCAACUUGAGAAAUUUGAAGCAAUUAAAUGCUCGCAUGUGCAAAAAACUAACGGAGAUUCAAAGUCUUGAUCGAUUGGAAUCCUUGGAGACCUUGGAUUUGGGGUGGUGCUCGUCUAUGGAAAGAUUACCAGAUCUCUCCAACUUGAGAAACUUGAAGGUUUUAAAUGCUGAUCACUGCUACAAACUAACGGAAAUUCAAGGCCUCGAUCGAUUGGAAUCCGUAGAGGCCUUGGAUUUGGAAUGGUGCAUUUCUAUGGAAAGAUUACCAGAUCUCUCCAACUUGAGAAACUUGAAGCUUUUAAAUGCUUGCGGCUGCAGAAAACUAUUUGAGAUUCAUGGCCUCGAUCGAUUGGAAUCCUUGGAGGCCUUGGACUUGAGCUGGUGCUUUUCUAUGAAAAGAUCACCAGAUCUCUCCAACUUGAGAAAAUUGAAAGUGUUUAGCGGACUUUGAGUGCAAAAAAAAAAAAACUAAUGGAAAUUCAACUUGGAAUCCUCGGAGGUCUUUAAUUUUUUGGGGUGCUAUCGUCAUGGAAAGAUUUUCUCCCAUCUUCAGAUGUAGAGCCAAACCCAGGGGGAAAGGGGAGUGAUGGGGCAGCUUGAAUUUGAGGUUCCUGCUUCAAGUGUUGGACUCUCGGAUCGUGAAGAUUGGACAGGUGUUGGGUCUUCCUCCAAGAUAGAAUUGUGAAUCCCAGAUCUGUCAAACCUGAGAAAUUUGACAGAGUUAAGGUUCAUUUGAUGUUAGCCGGGAUGAAGCAUGGAGAAAAAUUCUGGGUUGGUUUUUGUUUCCUAUUGGCAUCUCCACCAUUGGAUAUAGUGCUAGGAAACCCCCAUCAUUGAACUAAGGAUGCGUAUCUCAGGAGGAGCUCUAUUAGGUCUUCCAGAUACUCCUCUCUCUCUCAAUCCAUAUUCUUUCCAACUCUAUCUUCAUGGUAUUCUUUAUUUAAUUUUGAAGAUAAUAUCAAUUAAUCCUUACAGCAUGAAGGGGUAGUGCGUAUUUAACGAAAUCAGAGUCCACUCUACUUGGAGGACGGAAACUGGAUGAAACCCAUUCCAUUGGCACAGAGCUCUGCUUAGCUCACAAUCCUAAUCCUGGAAUACAACCUCUGUUCAUAUCAUACGAUCUGCGGGACUUGAACCCACUAUAUUUGUUAUGCAAGCCACAUGCUCUACCUGGUUAAUAAGGCAAAGAAGCCAUUUUUGUGUCCUAUCAUGCAGCAUGGAGUAUGGAUUCUUAGUAUGGGUCAGAUAUGGUUCUACUUCUGGAUUCAAGCUGGAUCCAUGUGAGAAUACAGUUUAGUACCUGAAAAUUUAGUUCUGGAAGUGACACAUCCAAGCUUUUACAGAUUCUGAUCAUGGAUACCCAGACAGAGAGAUAUUUUGUUCAUCCUCUGGAACUGUCAACUAAGCAAAGUCAAACAACCUGGAUGAAAAUCCUUGCUUUGUAGAAAAGUUUCAGUGGAGGGAGCAGUGCUAAUUGAAUUUGACAUGAAGCCCCAUAACGAAGGCAUUGGAGACUAAGGGAAAAUUUGCUGUGAAAGGACAAACGAGUAUAUGACCAAAACCAGACAAGUGCAGAAAACAGUAUUUUGUAAAAAUUUGAGAUUCCAAAGGAGGUUCCACAGGAUUCUUUUCAUCACUUGUGAAGAAAUACCCAUGGUGACAAAAUGUGAUGUCUACACUUAAUCCUUUUUUUGAAGUUGAUUGAUGGUAACCGAGGAGAGCAUAUUUGCCUGGAAUGGUUGCUUUAGUGCCAUCUUGGAGCCAAGGAUGAGAAGAAAACUGUGCCAGUGGAAGGAUCAGAGAAGAAAAGAACAAGAGACCAUGGAGAAAUGGAAGAGAAUAUGGUUCAAGCUAUUUGAGAGGCAACAAAUUGGACACUCAGGCAUUUAAUCCAGGAGAGAGACCAGAAAAGGCCAUCAUGUGGAAUAUCUGAAGGGAAAGAAAAAUCAGAGUUCUGAAGGAUUUGCAGAAUAAGCUUAUCCUAUAUACACACACAGCACAAAACUCAAAGACCUUGUGUCUACAACAAGAAGGGAACAAAUCAAGGAAUCUAUGAGUUAAAGCCUGAAUAUAAGAGAUCAGGAAGCAGAUCUUGGUGCAACAGUAAGGUUGCUCCAUUGCAACCUAGUGGUUGUGGAUUUGAGUUGGGAGAUAGCCUCUCCGCAAAGUGGGGUUUAAGCUGCAUACAUUAUGACCCUCCCUAGACCCUGCAAUGGCAGGACCCUCGUGGAAUGGGUACACCCCUUUAGGUGAGGAAGCAGAUCCUAAGUGAAUUGGCUAGAGCAAAUGUUGCAUGCUGAGAAAAAUACCAUGAGAAUGACCACUCUUUGUUUCUUCAAAGAUUCAAUCUCCAUUGAUGUCUACUUACAAUGAAAUACAGAAGUAGAAAGGUGAUUUUAAAUUAUGGCUUCCUUGGCUCUA
Messenger RNA from Macadamia integrifolia, 5174 nucleotides. RefSeq names its product disease resistance protein Roq1-like. The coding region runs from base 1 to 3204 and encodes 1067 amino acids. The record is from RefSeq and is a predicted model, not a curated record. Gene Ontology annotation, biological process: defense response. The transcript has 11 exons. Lineage: Eukaryota; Viridiplantae; Streptophyta; Magnoliopsida; Proteales; Proteaceae. Gene Ontology annotation, molecular function: ADP binding.